AUGGCGGAUUUCCUGCCGUCCCGCUCUCUUCUAUCUGUCUGUUUCCCCAACUGUCUCCUUACUAGCGGCGAGGCAGAGCAGUUGCGGAAAUCUAAAGAGAUAGAUAAGUGUCUCAUUCGAGAUAAAACGUACGUUAAGAGGCUAGUUAAAAUCCUAUUACUCGGAGCAGGCGAGAGUGGCAAGUCUACUUUCCUUAAGCAGAUGCGCAUUAUCCAUGGGCAGGACUUCGAUCAGAGGGCCAAAGAAGAAUUCAGAGCCACUAUUUAUAGCAAUGUUAUUAAAGGUAUACGAGUCUUAGUGGAUGCUCGAGAAAAACUUCAUAUCCCAUGGGGUAACCUGUCCAAUCAGCGUCAUGGAGAUAUGUUGAUGGCGUUUGACACCCGGUCUAUGAUGGCUCACGGCCAUGGUAUGGUGCAGCCCAAGGUUUUUCAGCACUACCUGCCAUCCAUCCGUGCCCUGUGGAUUGACCAGGGAAUCCAGAAUGCCUAUGACCGUCGCAGAGAAUUCCAAUUGGGAGAAUCUGUCAGGUAUUUCUUGGACAAUUUGGAAAAGCUGGGACAGUCGGACUACCUCCCCAGCCAACAGGACAUCCUCUUGGCCCGAAAGCCUACCAAGGGCAUCCAUGAGUACGACUUUGAAAUAAAAAACGUGCCUUUCAAAAUGGUGGAUGUAGGUGGUCAGCGUUCAGAGAGGCGCCGUUGGUUUGAAUGCUUCGACUCAGUCACCUCCAUUCUUUUCCUUGUCUCCUCCUCUGAAUAUGACCAGGUUUUGAUGGAAGACAGACAAACCAAUCGAUUGAGCGAGUCCCUCAACAUCUUCGAGACCAUUGUCAACAACCGAGUAUUCAACAACGUUUCCAUCAUCUUGUUUUUGAACAAGACGGACCUGCUGGAGGAAAAAGUCAAGCAAGUGUCCAUUAAAGACUACUUUCCUGAGUUUUCCGGAGACCCCAAAAGCCUGGCGGAUGUCCAGGCCUUCUUGGUGGAGUGUUUUCGCAAAAAGCGGCGAGAGCAGCAGCAGAAGCCGUUGUACCACCAUUUCACGACGGCCAUCAACACCGAGAACAUCCGCCUGGUGUUCCGCGAUGUUAAGGACACCAUCCUGCACGACAACCUCAAGCAGCUGAUGCUGCAGUGA
Nerophis lumbriciformis (worm pipefish) is the source of this 1137-nucleotide messenger RNA. Lineage: Eukaryota; Metazoa; Chordata; Actinopteri; Syngnathiformes; Syngnathidae. The record is from RefSeq and is a predicted model, not a curated record.